Messenger RNA from Xyrichtys novacula (pearly razorfish), 4792 nucleotides. The record is from the annotation of a GenBank genome assembly. NCBI's taxonomy places the organism in Eukaryota, Metazoa, Chordata, Actinopteri, Labriformes, Labridae.
CGCAGCUCCGGCAGCUCGUGCCUAUUUCAGCCUUAGUGUCUCAGUGUACCUGUGAAAACCUGUGAAAACCUGGACAAGUGUGAACUCCUCUGUCUCUGAGAGCCGCUGCUGCUGUUACUGAUGAACUAACCUGUCAAAUAUCACACUUCGUCUGAACUGAACAUGUCGGCGAGUUUGUCUGCGGUCUUUUUUCUGCUGCUGGUGAGUCAACAGGUGUUGAGCAUGGAUCCACAUGAUGUCCACGAGAAGCAGGUUGGCCAAGGCAAGAGACGCCUCUCUCUGCAGAGCACAGGUGAAGCACUUUCAUUUUAAUAUACUUUUUUAAUUUGUGUGUAUAAAUCUGCUAUUACUGCGUUUGUAAUCCAAAGAUGUUGGAUGUUGACAAAGUCAGAAUUUUUUGGCCCCAAAGUUAUCAAAAAUUCACAUUAUAGGACCAAGUAAUCAACAGUUUUAGUGUAAAAUGAGCCAACGUUAUUAUUAUUAUUGUUAUUAUUAUUAUUAUUAUUAUUAUUAUUAUUACAGACACAGUGUAGACAUAUCAUUUGAUGUUUCUAUGUCCCUCUUGUGAUUUCUGUAAUUAUAAAUAUUCAUUUUAUUCUGUUAUAAUAUAUUAAAUUAAAUGUUGCCCCAUCAAAGACAGUACAUGUCUGUCCCGGACUGUCAAUUUUUUUUGUGUAGGAUGGUAGGGAAAGAUCCCGCCCUCCUUCGCCUCUGAUUGGCUAGAGGUGCUGGGCUCCGAUUGGUUAUUCCUUAUGGCUGUGAAAUGUCGUAGUCUGUCGGGUUAGGGUUAGGGUUAGGAUAAGGGUUAAAAAAUAUAUAUUGCGUCCCGUGCCUGGAAGUGAUGGCCUUCAGCCUACAUAACCUUCCGAUAUCCGCUUGUGUGCCUUUAGCAAACGAGUCGGCACUUUGAGCCAACUCCUGAACUUGUGAGAGCAAACAGCGGAAUGACGACAGUUUUUUUUAUCUCUCUAAAAACAGGUGUUUGCAGGACCAGACACUUACAUAGAAGGUUAAAAAACAAAUAAUAAUCUCACUCUGGGGAUAUUCCUGCUCAACACAGAACGGAUGUUACUGGUUGCACCUGUUGCCAGCACCAAAAGUAAUAUUUUCAUAUCAGCAAAUGAGUUUAAAAUUUCAAUAAAGAGCCAUUUCAAAGCCAGAAUAGCUCGCUCUUAUGAGUCUGAUGAGUUGAGCAAAAUGAUCCAGCUCACUUAAAAAAGACGAAAGUCCCUCCAGUAGUGGGCGGCUGUAAUUCAAUGCGUGGCUCGAUCCUCUCCAAGCACAUUCCCCCUCCGCUGGAAUCUCUAGUUUUCUGUAUCACUCUGCCUCAGGUGGUCUAAACACCUCCAUCUAACUUCACAUGAGGGCUGUUGACUCUGAAUUUCAACUUUCAAAGGACUCUUAUAAACUACAAAUAAAUCCACAAAACAAAGUACUAGGUUUAUGUGUAAAAAGUAGCAGUACAGUUCCAGACAAGUUAUUGUACAGGUAGUUUUGAUUAAGGCCAGGCCAUGUCUUUGUCCUGUGUUGGUACUCAGUAUAGGCCUAAAGCUGCACUCCUGUCUCUGAAAUAUUGUUGAAUCUAGUUUGAAUGCGAUCCAAGAUGUUGUGUUCAUUUAUUACUGUAAAAUGACCUAACAGAAGUUAUUAUUUCUCCCUUCCUCACCCCUCUAUCUCUCCUUCUUCUUCUUCUUUCUCAGCUGAUAUUCAGAGCUGCCUGGUGAGUUCGGGGGAUGUCGGCUGCGGGACUUUUCAGUGUUUCAACAACAACUCCUGCGAAAUUCAAGGGUUGCACCACAUCUGCCUCACUUUGCUGCACAACGCCGGGCGCUACAACUCGCAGGUGGGGACGGCGGGACUGUUUGACCUUAAGUCACCCUCAUUAACGCACUUUUUCAGAAGUAGGCUAACGCGUUUCCCAUGAGGUCCCGUUUGCUCUAACUUACACGGUCUGAAAUCACAUCGGUGAGAGCCAUCUUAGACCAGGCAUAUUUGUAGUAUGUGUUUUUAUUUCAUCUAAUCCCUUCAGUCAUUACAGCCAUUUGUGAAGAAUGUUUCUCGUAUAAGGAUCACCGUAUAGUUAUGCAUGGUAGCACUGGUUACAGAACAAACCGAGAGGGGAAGUGAAAUCAGAGAGGGAACAUCCUGUCUUCUCUACUAGAAUAGAAGUGCAUGCAGCUCCGGGGUGACUUCUGUAUGAACAGGAACAUUGGAUGAUGUUCAGCCUGGAUCCCUGACUGUAGAUAAUUAUAAUACAGCUCCACAGUAACAAACGGUGUAUUAUUUAAAUGUUUGUGUCAUGGACAAGAGUGGAACAUUUCUGAAGUUGUAGUGGGUCUCUUCACGACACAGUCGCAUGCAAAUUUGAUGCAAAAGUACACUGAUCAAAGGAGUAUUUUUGGAUCUCUUGAGGUUCAAAAUCAAACCUGACAAAAAUCAGUGCUUUUAACUUCACCAAAAACUCGAAUGGAGAUGCUCUAGGUUGUCAUUUUUCAGUUGAGGCAGUAUGUUAUUGUUUAGUUAUAUGUUAGUGAUGCUGGAUGAUGGCUGUAAGUGGCCUACUCUUUCACCCAAUUACUUUUUUUGUUCCUCUACCUUUCAAAUGCAAAAUAUAUAGAGUUGUUACUACAGACUUAUAUUCCGGCAUAAAUUUAAGUUAUGGUCAAACUCACUGUAACACCGAGUUAGACACCCCCUUAAGAGAUGAAUGUUGCUGACCGCUUGCUUCUCUAGUUAUACCAACUUUAGUAACGACCGCACAAUAGCAAUACACAGCGGUCUACAUCUCCACACACAAACCUCAACCAAAACGCCACAAAUAAUGCUCAGAACAGCACCUAACUUCAUCAACAGUACAUAUAGGGUCCCAGCCAUAGUACUAGCCACCAAACAUCUUUUUAACUUUCCCUGAUUUCUUUAGCAAAGAGACUAAAGACAACUCAACCACUCUCUUCCAGCAUCCGCUUGUUUGUGGGGGAGCCCUAACGAGUCGAUCACCGGGUCCAGCGGAAAAUUUAUGAUUAUUACUUCAUGCAAAUGCAAUCAGAUCGAGACGCCAAGGCAGAAGAACUACCACGUCUACAGUGCGCAUACAAGAUACCCAAGAACUCUGGUUGCAUUUUCAUGAAGUAAUAAUCAUAAAUGUUCUUCCUUGAGCUGCGAAACUCCGCUGCACUCUGUGAUCGACCGCUCUGUCUUGCUAUCAUGCGGUUGUUGCUUUCGUUGGUAUAACUUGAGAAGCAAGCAGUCGGCAACAUUCAUCUCUCGAGGAGGCGUCUAACUCGGUGUUACGGUGUGUUUGACCAUAACUUAAAUUUACACCAGAAUAUCCCUUUAACUUCACUGCUGUGGGAUUUGGAGAAAUCCAAAGAUUGGCAUCCCGUUCAGGUGCAGCUUCUGAAAUGUGAUAAGCCACUGGUGAUUCCCACCCUUAACGUUCACUAAAAGGAGGUGUCCCACUGAUCCCCACUGUCCCUCCUCUCCCACCAGGGCAAGUCUUUCGUGAAGGAGGCGUUGCGGUGCAUGGCGCUGGGACUUCGGCAGCGCUUCAGCUGCGUGAGCCGCCGGUGCUCAGCAGUGAAGGAAAUGGUGUUUUCACUGCAGAGAGAGUGCUACUCCAAACACCAGCUCUGCCUCGCUGUGCAGGACCACAUGGACACCAUGGGAAGCCUGGUCCAGUUCAACUUGAUGUUUCCCCCGGGGUGAGAGAAACUCACACAGUAAUCAAAAAUCAGCGGAGGUGGAUAACUGUAGUUCCUGUAUUAAACUAUUUAAGAUGAAUGACUCAGGACAAUCCUGUGAAAAUAGGGAAAAAUUAUAUCCUGAAGAAAAUGACACACUUAAAGGUUUUUAAAAUUAUUAUACUGUUUAUUUGUUAAAAGCUGGAAAGACAAGUCAUUAAACCAGUAGAUCCCAUCUUUUCCCAUGUCCCACCAGACCAUACGUGGAGCUGAUAAACUUCCUGUUGGACUGUGGAGACGAGGUCAGAUCGUGGGUCAGUCUACGGAUGCGCAGCCAGUGCGAGCAAAACUGGGGGACGCUGUGCAGCAGCUUUGGCAGUUCCUGCUCUGUCAGCCAAUCAGACACUCCACAGCACACCACGACCAGCCCACUACCGACCACUGUGCCCCGGCCCUUCACUCUACAGCAGCCGACAGCGGAGGCGCAACAUGAAGACAACAGCCAAGUCGACAACACGACACAAUCUGGUCCGCCUGUGUCAAAUAAUGCUGGUGCAUCGUAAACAGACAGGAAGGUCCCGUUCGGGCGCAGAAAGGCGAAUCAGAACAGAGGGAUUAGAUGUAGUGGGUUUUCUGGCGAAAGCAAUAACUCAUAACUUAUUUAACCAAUAUGAUAUUUACGCUUAACUAAUAUUUGUCUUUGUGUUUGACUUGUAAAAGGAUUAAAACCGUUUAUCUACCUCACUUCCACAUGACAGUAAGUCUCUGUGACGAGAUAUUUCAGCACUGGGUAUGGACGACGGGGAAUUUCAAGUGCAGCUCAGUCAGAAGUCUACUAUUUAAGUGUUUUUGUAUUUAUAGAGUUCAAUGUAUUUUAAUAUUCCUCUUCAAGAAUCACAUUUCAUAUAUACACCUUGGAUUUCAGGUAAUGUUUUGUAAGUUUUUCUGUAAACGUGUUUUCACUGAAAGUCAAUAAAGUACAAAGAGUUUACUGGACAAAGAAAAGCGUGUGGAUGGAGUCUCAACAUCUUCAUGGUGGUGUUUUAUGUUGAGUAUCCUGCCAUCUACUGGUGCAUCAGUGGAAAUGUAGCCAAGCACUCCCUUAAUAUGUU